Messenger RNA from Linum trigynum, 7742 nucleotides. NCBI's taxonomy places the organism in Eukaryota, Viridiplantae, Streptophyta, Magnoliopsida, Malpighiales, Linaceae. The record is from the annotation of a GenBank genome assembly.
AAUCCUAAAUGCUUCAAAUUAAAGUAAAUCUUGAAUGAGUUUUUUUGCAAAUUCAUGUGUUUCUUGUUCAUAGCAUCAUAAACGACGGUUGAUCUUGUUUUGACAUGAAUCACAUGCUCGGAAUGGCGAUUAUGAGGUGAGUGCAUUGAAUGCACCUAAAAAAUGAGUGCACUGAGACGCCACCAUAUAUAUAUAUAUAUAUAUAUAUAUAUAUAUAUAUAUAUAUGUGGUGGCUUCUACGGUACCCCGGGUGAAAUUCAGGGUACCGUAUACCUUGAGUAUGAAAACACUAUCUAGACCUCGAAAUGGAAAAAACUUUGGGCUUGGUACUAUACCCUAAUCCUUAUUGAGUGAACCCUAGGUCCUAAUUAUCUAAAUCAUAAACUAUAAACCCUAAGACGGAGCAUUCAUUUUUUUGCCUAUAUUUGGACGAAUCAUAGCCGUCGAUUAUUGUUUCUAAUUAAAUUGAUAUUGGAGUAUAAGAUUUAGGGAGCUAAGACCUAGAUUUUGAUCUUUAAGGGUUAGAGUAUAAUAUCAUGUCCAAAUGAUCAAUCAAUUCAAGGUCUGGAUAGCGUUUUCAUACUCAAGGUAUGCGGUACACCGGAUUUUACUCGGGGUACCGUAGAACUCGCCAUAUAUAUAUGGUGACUAAAUCCUACAUCAUACAUAUAUUGGUGUAUGUCGUACAGCAGCAUUUUCCACAGUACACGUCCAUCUCAACGGUCGGCGUUAAUGCGGGUUCUUUUUUGUGUGAAUAAAAAAUAAACUAGCUCAUUUAUGUUGGUCGUUGAGAUGCACUCAAACGGUGGAGAUUGUCUAGUGUACGACAUACACCAUAUAAUAUAUGGAAAACCCUACACGACCAUACACAUCCCUCCCGCCCAGCGGCCAACACCGCUCAAACCCCUUCUCUGUUUCACUUUCUUCUAAAAAUUUCAUCUUCCCUCAAAAUUCAAAAGCACAUACCUUCUGUUUGAUGCUCCCAUAAACAAUCGAUUUCAUCAAUCCCUCUCUCUACUUCGUCUCCCGAAAUCUCGAUCUACCUAUCUCCUCUUACUAACUAACCUCUCCUCUUCUCUUUCUCUAUGGAGACAAUGAGAGAAAUGCAAAAGGAGGACAACGACUGAGAGAGGGAGCUCGUCGACGGGUUUGCCAAUGAGUUGCGGGUCGGACCUCGGAAGAGCAGUUGAAGAAGUUCCAGAAAUCGGCCCACUAGACGCUAGUCAAAUUUGAACCCAAUAAUUUUUCGUCAUAUUAUUUUAUUUAUUUCAGACGAUCAGAUUUAAAAAUCGGUCAAGCGGUUCGAGUAGUUGGAAUGGUUAACCAUUUUGACCGGUCAAAAAUCGACCUUCUUGACCAUUGCGGCUUUUGGAUGGUUCCGAACCGGACUGAUGGUCGGGUGUCAGUUUUACCGGUCCGAUCGGCCAGCUCGGGUCGGUCUUGAUAACACUUCAAAAUAUGCAUAUUUUCUUUUUUUGUCCCACCCCACCAAAGCCAAAAUCCUGGAUUCUCCCUUAUAUGCAGGUCGUCCCCUCUGAAUUUGCAAAUAAGUAGUUCCCCAAAAAUCUUGUAACAGUGGGGUUGCGUGCUUGUUACGAGGAAAUUGAUGAAUUUUUUAACCAAUCGGUACUUGUUGUCAAGAGAAAUAAAAAUGGAUUGAGGUUGAAAAUGUGGGUCGAAUUUCGCAUCAAUAAUGACUUGAGGGAAACGUGUGUUUGCAGAGGAGGAAGAAGAGGAAUCUGGUAGAAACUGGAGUUCUCUACUUUGGUGUAUUAUGUAACACAUGUGUUCUCAUGGAUCUUUUCCUCCCGUUUUUCGAGUGUGCAAUGAGUUUUUCAUGGUUUAUGUCUAAAAUGGAUUCAAUGUGUAACUAAUUUGUGCAUAUGAGGAAUGCACAUCUUUGACCGUGAAGAAUUAUUGGGGUACAAGCAGGCCAGACUCUCUGAAAAUCAGCUUACAAGUGUGGGCUUUCAUGCAACAUAGCCAGACUCUCUGAAAACUAGCUCUGUUCAGUCGACCACUCAAAACAUCUCCCAAAAUUCCAAUUUUAGAGAGUUUUGGAAAAAGGAUGAUUGAGUGCACUAGCUCCUAAUAUCUUCUUUCCCCUAUAAUGGAAAUACGGUUGUUUAUUUUGUUUCACAGACGAAACAAAAGUUUACUCAUUUCUUUUCAUCCCUUUUAACAUAAAGACACUUCUCCUUUCUCUUCCUCUUCCGCUUUUCUCUGCUACUGACUCGAUCAAACUAUAACAUCACAAUCGAUGACCAAGUAUAACCGCCGAUCGGUGUAGUAUAAGGCAAGCAAGCAAUAAGAAUUUAUCGUACCUCGGUGACCUAGGCUUACCCUACUUCAGGUUUAGGGUUCGUUAUCUAGCCAACCUAGGAUAGUGAUUGAUAGAAUUAAACUAACUAACCUAAACUAACCACUAACCUAGCUAUUUACAAGGUUUGGAGCUCUCUUGGGUUGAAUCGUCCUAGGUCCGGUCUUUGGAUCAAUGUUGGGUAUCCUCCUAGCUUGAUUGACUCAAAUACACUACCGUUUGGAGAUGGACUCCCUCGGGAAUGACCCGGAACGGCGAAUCAAUGGAUGGGUAGUGCUAUAUUCAACCUAGGGUUUCGUAUAAUGCUAGGAGACCUGUCGAAUAAAAUCCCUCGGGGACUACCCAGACAAAUACGAUAGGAGUGACCCGAAGUCGCCAAAAGGGGGCACUAAGGGGAUUAUCUCUCUCCUAGGUCAAAAGCUCAAUACAUGAAAUGGAAAUCCAAAUCAUGCCAUUCAUGAAAACAUCCAUCAAUUAAGUAAAAGCAUCAAUCAAACAUGGAGUUUGUCACAUACAUCAACAUUAAAUCAAAAUCUAGACCUAGGGUUCUUAAACCAAGAGAAGAGGUUGAGUUUCUAGAGAGAGAAGAUAGUGAUUACAAAUUUGAGCUCAUGAUCUUCUUCUUCUUCUAGGUUUGAAUCCUUGUCUUCAAGAUCAAUCCAAGCCUCCAAUCAAUCUCCAAGAUCACUCUAGCACUCUCUCUGUCUCACUCUCACUAGAACUCCCCUUUUGGUAUUUUGGGCAAACCAGAGAGAGGGAAUUGAAUUUCUCUCCAAAAACCAGCUUUCCUUUUCUCUCUCCCCGCUGGUGUCUUCAUAUUUGCACGAAAGUGACCAGUUCACGGCCGCGUUGGCCAGUUCACGGCCGUGAACACCUAAACGCGUUCGUAAACUCAGCGUCGUCUCCAAAACGCACCGCUUCACUCUCAUGGGUUCACGGUUUGUGCUCCAAGUUCACGGUCUUAGAGACCGUGAACUCGUCUCGCGGUAGUAACUGCAGAUUUCUCCCUGGAUGCCUCGAUGUUCACGGUUACGGGGCAAUUGUCACAGUUUUGGCACUUUUCGACCUCUAAUCAACCCGAAACUCGUCCUCGGCCUUCCCAUACGUGCUAGGACCUGAAAUGUAUCAAAACAAGCACAACCUAGAAUGAAAUAUGUCAAGGAACGAUGAAAUGAAAAGUCAAACUAUCAAGAAAUGAGGGGCAAAAUGUGUACAUUUGGACCCGAAUCAGCUACUUUCCAUUUUCGUGCAACUUCUCUACGGUUGAGAACCCCCCCCCCCCCCCCCCCAAGGCAGUUCAAUAACUUCACCUUGGAGAUCUGUCAUGAGGCCAUAGUGAUAAAAAAAAACUGGUAAUACCCCAUUUUAUUCUUACACAAAAAACAAUCCAUUGAACUUAAUCUUUCUGCGAACUCCCAAUUUGACUUCGUGCUAUGUUUUUUUCUUCUUUUCGUCUUUUUUUUCCUUGAACGACAUGCAGAUACUUCCUCAAGUUUGUCAAGACUGUGAAGGACGAGAUUUCUCAUGAAGAGUGUCUGGAAGACCCAAACGGUAGAGUAUGGCUCGUUGGGUUAACCAGAGGUCGUACUAACAAAAAUAUAGUGUGGCUCUAUCUGGACUUGCUGAAUUUCUCAAUUCUUACUUCAUCAGGUUGGCCACUUGCCGAUAUUCAAAUAUCAUGACAGAUCCGUUCUAGGUGGUGGUUUUGACAACACGGUUGUGAGGUCCUGAAUGUCAUGCAUCUACGGAUGAAGGAGAGAGCGACGACUCCAAGUCCGAUGAUGCCAAAGAUUCAGAGUCGAAGAGGGACAGGUAGUACUACCUUGGUGGCCAAUAUUGUAUCCAAUCCACCGUUCCAAUCCAAUCCAUGCAUCGACUAAAACAUCCAUUUAAUCCAAUCCAUUUAAUCUAAAUCCAAUUAUAUUGGUGGAUUCAUAGAUAUUUGGUAAAUUACAAUUUGGUGCCUAUAUUUGUUAUUUUUUAUAUGAUGAUACCUAAAAUAUUAUUUUUAUAUGUAAAACAUCAUUGAAAAAUUAUGUUUUGGUGCCUACAUUUUUAUUAUGACAUUUAGUACCUACAAUUUUUAAAAUUUACAUAAUGGUCCAAUGUUUAGAUGUCAGUUUGAUCCAUGAUCCAAUUCAUGAACCCACCAGUCCAUUUUAUCCAAUCUAUGGAUCCUCCAAUUCAAUCCACUAAUCUAUGAAUUCAAUCCAUUUUCUAGUUCUACCUUGAAGUUCAUAAGUGCCAUUCUAGAUUCCCUAUCCAAGGAACCUACAAUAAUGGAGAUGGUGUUGAAUAUUGGUGAAAGCCAUUCGAGUUAUAUCAUUGCUUUCUUACGCUUUGCUAUUGUAUCGCAGCUCCUCCUACAUGUGGUUCCUUAGGAUACAAAGCUAAAUGCGAUGAUAUGGCAGAUGUCCCCAUUAGGAUAGUUCAAUCAUAGCACGUCAUAUGACCUGACAUCGGGUGAAGAGGAUUUGGGUACUUCCCGUCCAGUGUAGCGCGCAAUAUAGUGUACCCCGACAUCAAGAAGGACCCAAACCUCCCUUUGGUUAGCAACAGGAGAGAGGAUUAUAAAAAAUCCGGAGUCUCAUUGCCUUUGCAACGUGCCUGAUGAUAUUCCUCAACAGAUGUACUUUUCAUUAGUGGUAACCCUACCUACAAAUACUUUUAACCAACCUAUGUCUGAUAUUUGCAAAACAAAUGGAAGAAGAAGCUAAUAGAAUAUGUUCUUAUAUUUUUCGAUAUAUUAAUCUAUAUUGCUAUAAUUUUUGCAUUUAAACUCUUCAUUCACAUAUUCUGAUUGCUUUUUAUUAUUGCCAUACAAGAUGGGAGUCGAGAUUUAUGAUACGAGAAUUUAUAUUCAUCCUGGUCCGAGAAUUCCUGAAUUGUUGGAUGGCCAACCUUUUCAACGAUCCCAAAGUAUUUGGAUGGCAGACCCGGUAAUUAGCAUUUAUUAUUUCUAUUUCAUACAUUAUAAUUAGUAUUUAUUAUUUAUAUUUCUUCAUAUAAUUAGCAUGUGUUAUUUCUAUUUCUUACAAAAUAAUUAGCAUUUAUUAUUUCUAUUUCAUACAAUAUAAUUAGAAUGUAUUAUUUAUAUAUCAUGCAAUAUUAUUAGUAUUGAUUAUUUCUAUUUCAACACUAAUUAUUAACUUUUUAACUUGUGGGAACAACUUGAUGGUAUCACCUAUUGGGGACAUCUGUCUUGCCCCCAUGGGAUGUGUACGAAUUGAGACUUUAAUCGAGAGAGCGGGGUUGGCGAGUGCGCGAUUCUUCAUAGGGAUGGAGUUUGACAAUGAUCUGCUCACAGUGUUGGUCGAGAGGUGGAGGAGAGAGACGCACACCUUCUACCUCCUCGAGGGAGAGGCAACGAUCACAUUGAAUGACGUCGCCUUGCUCAUCGAUUUUCUCACCCUGAAGGAUGCAUCUAUUGUGUUAUCUUCUGUGUGAUGAGAUAUAACUGUUUAACAUCUGAAGUGAUGCUUGGAUACGUCUUACAAACCAUGCAAUAGUCUGAAAGAAGAUAUGCAGGACAAUAGCUGAUAUUGGCAUUGCACGAGCACCAACAUACAAACCGUUGAAUCUCUCACCCAUUUUCGUCGUGGUUAUGCCAUACCUUUACUAUCUGUCCUAGUGUAAUGCCUACUUCUCAAAAUCAUGCCUUUCUGCCCAAUCUGCGCCUUCGGGGUGGAUCUCUCUUAUAUGCUUCAUCGUGUCCACAUACUUUCGGGGUUGAUAGUGGGUAGCUACAUGAAAGAGUGUGAGUGUUAGUGAAGAAACGUAGACAUACACAUAUUAAUGAGGGAGAUAUGUACAUUGAAGAAUUAUAAAUUGUACUUGCCGGCUCGCCAAACAUCACUUUGGCCCAAUGUGUGGCCAAACUUACGACCAUAAUUGCUCUUGAAAUGGCACAUCACCAUCGCCACUUUCAUCCAAGCUCCUCGGGAAAAUUGUACAUUGCAUGCGCAAUGGUACGGUGACAAUCAGAUAGGAUGUCAAUGUCAUUCCGUUGAGUGACGCGAGUGUAUAGUUGGAGGAAAAACCAUAGACAUUGGACAACUGUCGGUGUUCUCCGAUUCAACUACAACAAAUGCAAGCAGGAAAAAUUGUUUAUUGUCAUCAACACUUGUGGCGAUGAGUAGAGUGCCCUUGUAUUUGCCCAUCAGAAAAGUCACAUCUACUUGAAUUACCCGCUAGCAAUGAUCAACAAUACUCGCCCACCUGUUCCGUCUCGAUGUACACCUCAACAACUCGAAAAUGUUCUCGGCUACGAAAUCCAGCAUCAUAUUAAUUCCAUCAUCAUCAGACAUGAUUGAUUCUUUGUACACCAUUGCAUAUCUGUCGUAAACCGGCAUUCGAUAUACCAUCUUGCAUACUCUUCAAUGACCACCUAUGCAACACCAUUUCCUUACAAAUAUGAAAGAGAUCCUGCCAACCAAAUCUUCUAUCAAUCCGAAUAGUGCUUGCCUCACCACCUUCAUAGUCAACACUAUUCUGAAAUCUUGUCACUCGACAAUUCCACUAAAUCAAUAGGUCGAACUUUUUGAAAUUCCUUCCUAUUUUUGCAUUUAACAAUACCAAAAAUUACAUAUAAUUCAAAGCAUAAAUAUAAAUAAAUAGUCAAAUAUUAAUCCAAAACUCUAAUCCAUAUUUAACCUACAUUCAAAGGCUAAUGUAACCCAUGUUAAAACCAACAAAACAUAUUUAACCUACAUUCGAAAGCUAAUAACAACCGGUACAACUAAACCUUAAUAUAUCACCAAGCAUUAAACCAAAAUCCUAAUCUACAUUCAAAGGAUAAUGAAACCCAUGUUACAACCAACAUAAACAAACAUUCCUUCCAAUGACACCUUCUUCUUCCUUGCUAAUAAUUUCUUGCUCUUUUUGUUGUUUGUUUUUUGCAUAAUGAAGAGAGGAAUGAAGAAAGGGUGCUCGGUAUUUGUUUUAGUUCACUGAGAGUAGUUCGUUGUCUACCCCAGCGAUCCACUUCAACUCGGAACCCUAUCAUUGUACCCUGUCGUGAGACAAGUCGAGAGAAAGUGAAUGAAAUUAUUGGUAGAGGUUACUAGAUUAUGAAGCGAACUACUUAUAAAUAUGUCGACAGAUUGAUGGGUAAAAGACCUCGCGUACCAUUUAAGUUUGAGAAUUGGGGUCCUCAUACCACUUAAGUUUGAAUAGGGCGUCAGGUACUACUGAACUCUAUUAUAUGUGCACCCGGUACCACUUAAGUUUACUCCUAAGUGCAUUCCGUUAAAGUUGACAGAAUAUUCUUGGAAUAUUUUGUUUUCUAAAUUUCAUAAUUGGUCCUUCUACUUUUUUAUUGUAAAAAAAUAAUUUGGACCUAUGAAAAACAUUAUUUUUUAUUGGUUAGUUAGAAUCCUCUUUUGAAUAUUUGAUACCAUAUCAAGAAAAUUUAGAAUCAAUU